ACAGUACCAACAAAUUGCCAAUAAAUUACUGGAUAACAUCUAUAAAAAGCAAGUCGUAAAUGAACGUUUUAAAAACCACGAAAAUGAAUUCCAAAAUUUUAGUGAUUGUGCUUCUAGCAUAUUUUUUGGAUAAUUUAUCAGCGGCCACCCUUAAACCAGUUAAAUCUACAUCUUUGAAUGGGAAAAAUACUCCAGCCACUUUAGUUAUCAGCCAACCUAUUAAAAGUCAUCUACUUCCACCAUCAAGAGCUUCUGCUCCAACUACAGAACCAACAAAUGAAAAUGACGAUCAUCAAGGAUUUGACUCAGUUGAAGAAGAUGAUUAUUAUGAAGAAGAAGAAGAAGAAGAAGGAGGAGGAGAUGAAGAACAUUUGGAAAAUAGUAAAACUGUGAAAAUUCCAACUCAAAGUAAACCAACAAUCUCCACAAAAGUUAAUAAUAGUUCAAACAAAUUCCAGACAAGUCAAUCUAAGCUAAGUUCUUCAACUUCUACUAAACCCAUAACACCAGAAAGUGUGAAACAGAAAAAUGGUAAUCAACAAGGAUUUGAAACACUUGAAGGAGAUGAUGAUGAAGAAGAAGUAGAAGAAGAAAUAGAAGAUGAAGAUCAAGAAGAACUUUUGGAAAAUAGUAAAACUGUGACAAGUCAACCUAAGCUAAGUACUUCAAUUUCUACUAAACCCAUAACACCAGAAAGUGUGAAACAGGAAAGUGACAAUCACCAAGGAUUCGAAACACUUGAAGGAGAUGAUUAUGAAGAAGAAGAAGUAGAAGAAGAAAUAGAUGAUGAAGAUUAUGAAGAACCUUUGGGAAAUAGUAAAACUGUGUCUAAUAAAUUCCAGACAAGUCAACCUGUGCUAAGUUAUUCAACUUCUAGGCCCAAAGUACCAGAAUAUGUGAAUCAAGAAAAUGACAAUCAUCAAGGAUUUGAAACACUUGAAGGAGAUGAUUAUGAAGAAGUCUCAGAAGAAAAUGAAGAUGGUCACAAUGUUGAAGAAUAUUCAGAAGAUUCAGAUCAUAAUACUCCAACAGAUUACACAACAAUUAAUGGAGUUCAAGUAAAUCUACCCGUCCCCAUGAAUAAUCCAACUGUACCACAAUUGUCGGAAGAUGAAUUGACAGAAAACAAUUACAGCGAAUCUGAAUAUUCCCUCAAUACCGAUGAAGACCAUUCAUUAUUCCAAAAUGAUGAUGGGUGGGAGCCAAAGUCUUUUAAUAUUAACAAUAAUCCAACUGAAAUUUCUGAAACUUUAGACAGAAAAAAUGAUAAUACCAAAGAUCAAUUAAUCAACACAAAUGAAUUUGAAUCAAACCCAUACGAUAAUACACAGAUAUUUACUGAUAAACAAGAAGAAAAUUCAGAAUACCGUUUUAAAAAUCAAUAUGUGUUAGAAAAUAAAGAACGAAUUAUCAAUGGGUAUGAAGCUCUGAAGAAAAUAUUAUAUAUGUUACAUGACUAUGCAAGCUCAACAUUUAAUUGGAUCAUAAACAAAAUAAAUUACCGAAUAGAACAGGUCUCAAGUUAGGUAAACAGUCACAAUAUUAUCAUGUUAAUAUUAAAAUAUUCAGUUAAAAAGGGGAUAAGUAACAAAUUAAGACAACAAUGAGAAAAUAAUCAACAUCAAUUAAUUUUAAAUUAUUUAAUAAAUAUAAAAUUUAUUAUAACCAACAUACAUGUAAAAGUUAUAUAAUAACUAAUAAAUAAAAGUUAAUCAA
Messenger RNA from Acyrthosiphon pisum (pea aphid), 1716 nucleotides. RefSeq lists its product as uncharacterized. Bases 60 to 1526 code for a protein of 488 amino acids. Lineage: Eukaryota; Metazoa; Arthropoda; Insecta; Hemiptera; Aphididae. The transcript has 9 exons. The record is from RefSeq and is a predicted model, not a curated record.